Molecule: messenger RNA, 7516 nt
Organism: Xiphophorus hellerii (green swordtail)
Lineage: Eukaryota; Metazoa; Chordata; Actinopteri; Cyprinodontiformes; Poeciliidae
Gene: srgap2
Product: SLIT-ROBO Rho GTPase activating protein 2
Exons: 23
Coding region: 608-3997 (1129 amino acids)
Biological process (GO): signal transduction
Molecular function (GO): protein binding
Source: RefSeq, a predicted model, not a curated record
ACUUCUACUCAUGUGUGCAUGCAGGCAUCAAUGCUUGUCCUGCGCAGUAGCUGACCAACACUCCAUCACCACUUUGGUUUCCUGCCUCUUUCUCUCUCACUUCAGGAGGAGGAAGAAGAAGAACAGAUCAGUUGAGUUUAGACAGGCGGGCGGGCACCAACGCGAAAGCCUCUCGGAGAGUUUUUCGCCAUCAGAACAAGUUUUAGAAGCGCUUACUUAUGAACUCUAGGUCUUAGCCUUUAUUUUUUUUUUCCUUUAUGAAGGGAAUGAAUCUUUUUCCACUUGAAGUUUUUUUCCCACCACAACCGGUUUUGAGGAGGCGGUGAGGCAGCAGCAGCAGCAGCAGCAGGAGCAGCAGCAGCCGCGCCAAACUCACAAUGCGCCCUGAGUGAGCCGAGGCAGGGAGACAAUACAGACCGCACCGAGAGGAGCUGCCAUCUCCCCACCCGGGAUCUCCCCGAUUUUUUUUUUUUUUUUACUACUUCUCUCUUCAGAGCAUUGUUCCAGAAAGGCUUUUGUUUUUUUUUUUUGCUUCUACCCACAGCCGGCUAAGCGAGCUGUUCAGAGUGGGGGGAAAACAAGUGGGAUCUGAUCUCCAAACUCAGCCAUGACGUCUCCGGCGAAAUUCCGAAAGGACAAGGAGAUCGUGGCCGAAUAUGAAACUCAAGUUAAAGAGGUCCGAGCCCAGUUGGUGGAGCAGCUCAAGUGUUUGGACCAGCAGUGUGAGCUGAGGGUUCAGCUGCUUCAGGACCUGCAGGACUUCUUCAGGAAGAAGGCAGAGAUUGAGAUGGACUAUAGCCGAAACCUGGAGAAGCUGGCUGAGAGGUUCCUCACAAAGACACGCAGCACCAAGGACCAUCUACUCAAGAAGGAGCAGACCAUCUCAUCUCCGGUGAACUGCUGGAACCUGCUGCUGCUUCAGGUGAAGAGGGAGAGUCGGGACCACGCCACUUUGUCCGACCUCUACCUCAACAACAUCAUCCCACGGUUCGCGCAGAUCAGCGAGGACUCGGGGCGCCUCUUCAAGAAGAGCAAAGAGGUUGGCGUACAGCUGCAGGAAGACCUGAUGAAAGUCCUCAAUGAACUUUACACGGUGAUGAAGACGUACCACAUGUACAACACCGACAGCAUCAAUGCCGAGUCCAAGCUGAAAGAGGCGGAGAAGCAGGAGGAGAAGCAGAUGGGACGCUCCAGUCGACAGGAAGACAAGCAGACCCCGCGCUCCCCCGACACGCUGGGCAACAUCAGGACCGAAGAGAGAGUCGUCCGCCGUUCCAGUGUGAAAAAAAUCGAGAAGAUGAAGGAGAAGAGACAGGCUAAGUACACAGAGAACAAGCUGAAGGCCAUCAAGGCCAGGAAUGAGUACCUACUGGCGCUGGAGGCCACCAACAGCUGCGUCUUCAAAUAUUACAUCCAUGACCUCUCUGACAUCAUUGAUUGCUGCGACCUGGGCUACCAUGCCAGCCUGCAUCGAGCCCUGAGGACCUACCUGUCCGCGGAGCAGAACGUAGAGACGUCUAAACACACGGGUUUGGAAACACUGGACGGAGCGGCAGAGAGCCUGGAGCCCAACGGGGACAAGCAAAAACUGAUGGAGACCUACAACAACGUCUUCUGCCCACCAGCCCGAUUUGAUUUUCAGUCCCACAUGGGGGACACGAUGGGAAUGAUGUGUGCACAACAGCCACUGGAAGUGGACCUCCAUCAGAGGUGUCAGUCGCUGCAGUCGCGCCUCUCCACUCUUAAGAUCGAGAAUGAAGAGGUGAAGAAGACCAUGGAGGCCACUAUGUCCACCAUCCAGGACAUGGUGACGGUGGAGGACUACGACGUCUCCGAGUGCUUCCACCACAGCAACAGCAUGGAGUCGGUGAAGUCCACGUUCAGCGAGUCGUAUCUGAGCAAACCGAGCCUGGCCAAGCGGCGUGCCAAUCAGCAGGAGACUGAGCAGUUUUACUUCACGAAGCUAAAGGAGUUUCUGGAAGGCAGGAGUCUGAUCACCAAACUGGAGGCCAAGCAUGACUUAAUCCAGAAGACCCUGGGAGAGAGUCAGAAAACCGACUGUUGCCUUGCCAGUGGAAGGAGAAAUUCAACCUUGCGGAAGCAGGAUUCAGGUGAAGCCAUUCCGCUGAUGGUCGAGAGCUGCAUCCGCUUCAUCAGUCGCCAUGGUCUGCGGCAUGAGGGCAUCUUCAGGGUGUCUGGAUCGCAGGUGGAGGUCAAUGACAUCAAGAAUGCCUUUGAGAGAGGCGAGGACCCUCUGGCAGGGGACCAGAAUGACCAUGACAUGGACUCUAUUGCUGGAGUCCUGAAGCUCUACUUUAGAGGCCUGGAGCACGCCCUCUUUCCUAAAGAAGUCUUCCAUGACCUCAUAUCCUGUGUCUCAAUGGAGAGCCUCCAGGAGCGAGCGGUCCACAUUAGAAAGGUUCUGCAAGGCCUGCCAAGUAAAACGCUCAUCAUCAUGAGAUACCUGUUCGCCUUCCUCAACCAUCUGUCCCAGUACAGUGAGGAAAACAUGAUGGACCCCUACAACUUGGCCAUCUGCUUCGGCCCGACCCUGAUGUCUGUCCCUGAAGGCCAUGACCAGGUCUCCUGCCAGGCUCACGUCAACGAACUCAUUAAAACUAUCAUCAUCCACCACGACAGCAUCUUCCCAGGCCUGCAGGACCUGCCAGGCCCUAUAUACACAAUCCCUGGAGCUGGUGACGACUUCUGUGACAGUCUGCAGUGUGAGCCCCCCCUAGUGGAAGAGCCGGCACCUGACACCGUCUCAGUCAGCCACAACAGUGAAGAUGGCACCUUGGCUGUUUCAGAGUCUGAACCGGUCGAAGCCAUCGCCAAGUUCGACUACACGGGCCGCUCUGGUCGGGAGCUGACGUUCAAAAAGGGCGCCUCUGUCCUGCUGUUCCAGCGAGCCUCCGACGACUGGUGGGAGGGGCAGCACAACGGAGUGGACGGUCUGGUGCCGCACCAGUACAUCACUAUCCAAGAGACAUCUGAUGCUGAACGCGGCAGUCCACAGCCUGAAAUGGACAGCAGGGACCAGCUGGAGGAGAGGGUGUCCACUCGGGGCACUGCACCGUCCCCCACAGGAGGCCAUGUGGCCGACAUCUAUCUGGCCAACCUCAAGCUGAAGAAACGGCCCGAGCCCGGGAACAUCCGGAGAGCGUUCAGAUCGGAGAGCGACAGCAUGAGUCCAGCGGCCAGCAGCAGUGGGGCAGGAGGUGCCAGAACAGCGCCUCUCACUGGUGGAGCUCAGGUGAAAGACUCGGGAGACAAACGUCCCGUCAGCGCUCACAACAUCCUCAACUCGGUCACUCGGCACUCUUCUCUCAAAACAAAGGUGGAGAGUCCACAGUUACGGAAGGCGACCCCCGCAGGACGCUCCAAGAGUUUUAGCAACCACAGACCCCUGGACCCUGAGGUCAUAGGUCAUGUGGAGCUCACCGCACAGGACACCCAGGACUCUGCCCUGAGCGAGCUCAGUAAGUUUGAAAGACAAACGCCCUCCAAACACACGCACACCCCUGACGUGGUGCUGGACACACUGGAGCAGCUGAAGGGCAUGAGCGGAGGUGGCGGAGCUUCCGAGCCCUCCAGCCCGCUCCACUCCCGUCUGCUGCGGGACAGCGAGGGCGGCCCCUCUUACGUCCACCCGCUCCAGCGCAGUGCCUCGUCGGCGAGCGACGUUCCCUCAUCUUUCCGCCCUCCUAAGACCCAGCCACGGAGCCCGCUGCCAUCUGCCACGUCCCCCUCCCUGUCUUCGUCGACCCUCUCCUCGUCCGUACCUUCCUUCAGGGAGGUGCGUCCACCGGCGACCAGACCGAAACCCGUGGUGUUCCCAAAGGGAGGAGGGACCGGGAGCCCGGCUAUGGGCUCUCCAACCUCCAUCGUCCCCCCAACGCCGCCUCCUCCGCUCGUGGGCCACACACACUCACUCGCCCACACGCCCCCUCCUCCUCCGCCCCCUCCACAGUCCACUGACAAAUCCUGUCCCGCUUAAUUUGUCCUAAAUUCAUUCUAACAAUCCUUACAGCUCUUUCAGUGAGUGCAUCAAGCACUUCAGUUGUUUCACAUAACCCCUCUACUCACAUGUAGCAGUUUCUUAGCAACCGCUUUGGUGUCAUUGUCUUUAGCAGGAAGAGUGUGCCCUCUGCUGGCAGCUCUGCUUUACUACAAGGUGUAGCUUGGAUUUUUCUUUUCCUCUGCAGAAGAAUCUCCAAACAACGCUGGAUUUUAAAACCUCCAGCAGGGGAACAACAUCUGGAGACUACACACACUAAAAUUUUUUGGGGGGGGUAGCAAGGGUUUGCAUAUGAAAUUAUGUUUGAGUGCGAGUGUAAGAGUUAUUUGCCUUUGCGAAGGAGCUCUAUGUGUAAAGAACAAAAAGCACUGUUUAAUUUUUGUAUAAUAGACAUGACAGGGUGUUUUUUUUUUGACAACCCUGUGUGUGGAGAAACAGAUGGGAGUGUUUGAUUUACGAGAACAGACUGCGAAAGCCAAGCUCCCACUUUGAAGAACCGAAACACACUGACUUGCUGCUUCAAAAGAGGCAGAUGGGAUUUUUGUUUUCUCUUUGGAACGAUGAGAGAAAGGAAAAACUUGGCCAAAUAACAGUGUAACUCACGUGAUCAAGAGCUUUAUUUACCUCUCCUUCAGUGUUUUAAUACAUCUGUGUUUUUUUUUAUUGCAUAACAUAAACAUGUACCUAAUAUGGCCAACAGUAAUUCUGAAUCUAACAUAGCAAUAAAAUAAUGAAAGCAAAAAGUUUGGCGGUAUGAAGCUGCUGUAGUGCAGCAGCUUUGCCGUGUGUCUGUGUGUAGGGGACCACUGAAACCCAGCGUCUUUAUAUGGCAUUUUUUUGGACUGUGCACACAUUUUCCCCUAAUGUGUGGUGAUUUGAGGCAGCUACACGCCCUUCAGGUUUUUAUCAUGCAUGCUGGGGCCACUCACAAUACCAACUAGCCGAACCGGGGAUGCCAGCUGUAACACAAGUUCCAAAAAGUCCAUAAUUUAGAAGUAAAGAAAACAUCUUGAUCUUGUGUUUUUACUAUUUAAUAAUCAUGUUGAUAACUGGAAGCAUGCAGCUGAGGAUCUUCCUGAGUGUGUGCACAUGUAAGCACAACCAACCACCUCAUCUUCUGUGUUCCCAAGUUUAUGCCAAGAAUUGGUUGGGUGGGGGAAAUUAUGGACUGUUAUAUCUAUCUGUAUGCAUGUGUGUAAGCGUGCACAUGCAUGGAUAGAGAGUACUUAUGCACCUCCCCAGCCUGCACAUAAAUGAAUGCCAACUGAAAACUACAUUCAGGAGACACGUGGGACGCCAGUUCUCAAUAUCCUGAAAAUGUGUCAUUUACAGCUGCAAAUGUAUUUCUAUUUCCCUUUAGUUUUUUCACAUUUUUGCUACAUUAAAACCAUAAUGUUAAAUAUAUUUUAAUAGAGUCUUAUAGGAUCAACUCAACACAAAGUAGCUCAUAAUUGUGAAGUGGAAGGAAGGAAACAAUGGGGUUUGUUUUAUCCAAUACACCUCAGCAGUAUUCAGUUUCCUCCAGUAGUCACCUAAUUACUAAAGAGUCUGAGUGCAAUUUCACCUCAGUAUAAAAACAGCUGUUCUGCAAAACAAUGAUGGAUAAUUGUCGUAUUGUAGAAUUGUGAUGUAUGAUGAUAAAUAUCAAAUAUAACUGAUGAUGUUUGCAAAAAAACCCAAAACUGACAGUAUGGUUAGUUCAUUUUACUGUUUGAAGAAUUAUUUUCCUUGUUGACUCCAUGAGAGAGUCAGUAUAUAUCAGUACAAACGAAUAUAUGAUUAAUUGCAAUUACAGUGUGUUGGUUGGUGACCGUAUACACUGACAGACUUUUACUGUUACCACAAUAAAUCCUGUAGAAUAUCAUAAAAGUUUAUGUUGUUAUUCCAUUCCUACUGUGAAGGCUUCAGAGGUUUGCUGGAGAACAUUUGUGAACAAACAGCAAGAUGAAGACCAAGGUUCUUAUGAGAGAAUCUGCUGGCAGCUCCAAGUAGUAAUGGUACCCUUCACAACAAAUCUGGUAUUUAUGGAAAGAAGGUCAAUGUGGAAAGUAGUUUGGCCAAGAUAAUUUAGCAGAAAGAGCAAAAAAUUUGGGAGAACGUGUUAAACAUUAACUUUCUAGCCUACAUACACAAUGGUGACACACCAGGGCAUGGUGGUGGCAGCACUGUGCUGCUCUUCAGCAGGGAUAGGGAAGCUGGUCAGAGUUAAUCAAAAGAUCGCAUAAGGCUAAAUGCAGGACAAUCCUGGAAGAAAGCCUGGUGUUCUUCUCCCAGCAGUGUGUGUUAGACCUGAGUCCAAUUAAGGACCUGCAACAAAACUUGAAAGGAGAUGUUCACAGACACUCCAGUUGGUAAAUCCAUGUCUAUAGACUUUCAGCUGUGAUUGCAGCAAAAUGUUGUUCUACACAAAAGUAAUACAAGAGACUGAAUACAAAUGCUCACCAUAAUUUUCAGAUUUUCCCCUGCAAACUUUUCAAACCAUUCACCUUUUGCGUUAUGCACCACUUUGUGUUGGGAGAUCAUGUAAAAUCCUACGAAAAAAUAAAAUAAAACACUCAAGUUUAUGGUUGUAGCGUGACAAACUGUGAAAAGAUUUAAGGGAUGCUAUUACUUUUGCAAGGCAUUGUAAAUGAGGAACAAACCAGCUAAGAUAGCUGAUGUGUUGUCUUCAGUCAUUGUAGCAGCCCUAGCAGUGGCAGACAAGCUUGCUGUCAUUAGAAAGACAAUGCGAAAACCAACAUUUCUGGCCUUUUUUUUUUGUCUUAUUUUCCCUUUGCAAAAAGGAAUUUGCAUUAUGUGAAAAAAAAAGAAACUCACAGUAAGAGAGCACAAAUCCAUGUCUUUUCAGUGUAUGUUACCCUUUUUGGAAACAUAUUACAUGGGAUCACAGCUUCCCCUCUCCCCCAGCUCUACAGCGCAAUCUGCAUUCCUGUAAUGAACUGUAUCUGUCAAGUCUCUUUGAAAUCUUUGUAUAGUUUUUGUGCAUACCUGGUGUAUUUGUGUUGCUCUUACCUCAAUAUCACAACUGGAGGGACUGUGAAAUGCAGAACCAUUACUGUUCACGUGUACAGUACAAACAUGCAUGUGGGUGGUUGGUGCAUUUGUGAAAAGGUGCAAAAGAUCUUCUGUGAACUCUAAUCAGUUAUUGUGCACUUGGCUUGCAUGUGGACUAACUGUGUGGGAAUGAUGUGUUGGAGUUGAAUAUUGUUGAUGAGUAUGCAUUUUUUUGUGUGUGCAUUUGGGGGGGGAGGGAAAUCACAGAACUAAAAAAAAAGACAAUAAUGUCAAAUCUAUUUAUAAUUGUCUCUGUAUUACUGGAGAAUCAUGUGCUCAGAUGUACUUUGUAUAUACAAUGUUGUACAUUACAGAGGUACACUUUUGGUACAGUAUUGUACAGUAAUAGCAAUAGUAGUUUAAUCAAACAGGCCUUAUAUAAUUCUAUGUGUAGUUCUUGUAGUAGAUCUGUUUUUUUUUUAAUAAACAUGGCUUGCUAUAAAA